Messenger RNA from Cyanidioschyzon merolae strain 10D, 354 nucleotides. RefSeq lists its product as hypothetical. NCBI's taxonomy places the organism in Eukaryota, Rhodophyta, Bangiophyceae, Cyanidiales, Cyanidiaceae. Bases 1 to 354 code for a protein of 117 amino acids. The record is from RefSeq and is a predicted model, not a curated record. The transcript has a single exon.
AUGGUCUACGAGUGCACGGUAGCGGGCGGGUUGCGAGCACGCGUUGGGGAGAACGCGCUCGAGAACCAGGCUCUCUGUCGAAGUGCUCGGCAGAACGACUGGUGGUUUCACCUCGAGUCGCUGCCGUCCCCGCACUGCGUCCUGGAGAACCCAAACGGGGCCUGGAGAGAGCCCCCUCGCGAAGCAGUUUUGGCUUGUGCUCAGCUCGUGAAAGAGCGUUCAAAAUGGCGUCAGGUGCAUCGCGUCACGGUUAUCUAUCUACCGGCCAAAUAUGUCAGCAGGAGACAUCUUCAAUCGGACGAAAAACCUGGCAGUGUCGUGUUGCUGAAAGAGCCCCGUCGAGUCGUCAUUUAG